Molecule: messenger RNA, 1563 nt
Organism: Dissoconium aciculare CBS 342.82
Lineage: Eukaryota; Fungi; Ascomycota; Dothideomycetes; Mycosphaerellales; Dissoconiaceae
Product: cytochrome P450
Exons: 4
Coding region: 1-1563 (520 amino acids)
Molecular function (GO): oxidoreductase activity, acting on paired donors, with incorporation or reduction of molecular oxygen; monooxygenase activity; heme binding
Source: RefSeq, a predicted model, not a curated record
AUGCCGUACUGGCUACCGAUUAUCGGUCAUGUCCCGAACCUCGUCCUCAAUUCCGACGGUUUCUUCAAAUCCCUCCGAGACAAAAUCACCGAAGGCAUCGUCGCCCUGAAUCUCGGGGGCACUCGACACAAUGUCAUCUUCACACCCGCCCUCACUGCUGCCCUCUACAGUCCCAAAGUCAGCCCACACGUCGACGGCGAUGCCGUUUCCCAGAAGCUCAUGGUCAGCGUCUUUGGCUACCCGGCGUCGCAGCGAAAAGCCUACGAUGCCGCCAUCCAUGACAUUCUCGCCUGUUACAAGCAUCUCACCUCGGAGCCGCACCUGGGUAAGAUGGCCGCCAGCAUCAGCCGCGACAUUCGCGCGAACAUCACCGACCUCGUCACCUUCAACCCCAGCCUCGUCGACCAAAUGCCCUGGGAGCGGGUCGCCCGAGCCGAACUCGUCACCACCGCCCUCGGCGAGACCGUCGUCGAAGCCGACUUUUUCACCCUGAUCCGCGACUUUUGCGCCAACACGGCCAUCCCCACCCUCUUCGGCACCGACCUCCUGUCGAACGCCCCGGACCUGAUCGAAAACAUGUGGACGUACGAUCGCGGGUUCUUCCUCCUCUCCACCGGUCUCUCCCGCUUCGUGCCGAUCCCGGGUCUCGCGCGCGCACACAUCGCCCGAUGGAGGUGUCUCCUCGAGUUCGAGGCCUUCCACACCGCGCUGGACAAGCAUUCCCGCGGCGAGGAUCCGGGCUCGAAAUGGUCGAAUCUGCAGGAUGUCGGGAGUUUGAUCCAGGCGAGAGUGCCCGUGUAUCAGAAACACAAGCUCAGCAUGCGCGCCCGGGCGGCGUGUGAAAACGCCCUGUUCUGGGGUUCCAACGCCAACUCCAACCCUCUCGUCUACUGGAUGCUCCAACACAUCUACAGCGACCCCGCCCUCCUGGCGACCAUCCGCGCCGAGAUCGCGCCCCAUCUCGACAUUGAAGAAUCUGCCUCCUCGGGCCUACCCAUCUCCGAACCCCGCCGGCUCGCCCGUCUGGACCGCGACGGCCUCUGCUCCUCCUGCCCGGUCCUGAAGAGCGUCUACAUCGAAUGUCUCCGCCUGGACACGGCCAGCUGGUCGCUGAAAGUCGUGCAAAACGACGUCGUCCUGCGCGCGAGGAACGCCGAUGGUGGCGAGAAUGUCGAUGGCAGCAGCAGCAGCGGUGGCGGUUAUGUGCUCAAAAAGGGAGACUAUGUCCACGCCGCCCACGACCUACACAACACCGACCCCCGCUAUUUCCCGGACCCCCUGACCUGGAAAGCGGAGCGCCACGUGAAAUUCGACGAAGGCGGAAACCCGAAAAGUGCGGAUCUGGGCAGCAUUCGACCCUAUGGCGGCGGAUCGAGCAUGUGCAAAGGCCGACAACUCGCCCUCCAGGAGAUCCUCCUCUUCGCCGCAGCCAUCAUCGCCAUGUGGGACAUUUCCCCGGCCAAAGGCGCGCCCUGGAGGAUGCCCGCGAAACGCCGCGCCACCGGGGUUUACAGCCCCGCGGGGCCUGAUGUCCGAGUUUGGAUCCGUCCGAGGACGUCAUGA